Molecule: messenger RNA, 1071 nt
Organism: Entrophospora sp. SA101
Lineage: Eukaryota; Fungi; Glomeromycota; Glomeromycetes; Entrophosporales; Entrophosporaceae
Source: the annotation of a GenBank genome assembly
AUGACUACUGUUUUUUCUAAUAAAUCAAAUACCCAAACUCUUGCUAAAUACCUUUCACUCGACCAAGGCGAUAAAAUCCAAGCUGAAUAUAUUUGGAUUGAUGGUAACAGUGGUAUACGUUCAAAAACCACAACUCUUGAUUCCAAACCAACCGACGUUUCUGAACUUAAAGAAUGGAAUUUCGACGGUAGUUCAACAAAUCAAGCUCCAGGUCACGACUCUGAUGUUUUGUUGAGACCAGUUGCCAUCUUCAAAGAUCCUUUCCGCGGUGGUGAUAACAUCUUGGUGUUGGCUGAAUGCUACAAUAGCGAUGGAACUCCAAACAAAACUAACUAUCGUCACAAUUGUGCUAAAAUCAUGGAAACUCAUGCCGACGCUCAUGCUUGGUUUGGUAUUGAACAAGAAUAUACCUUGCUCGAUUUAGAUGGUCAAGUUCUUGGUUGGCCAAAAGGUGGUUACCCCGGUCCUCAAGGUCCUUACUACUGUUCCGUUGGUGCUAAUAACGCUUUUGGUCGUGAUAUUGUCGAAGCUCAUUAUCGUGCUUGUCUUUAUGCCGGUGUCAACAUCUCUGGUGUAAAUGCCGAAGUCAUGCCUGGUCAAUGGGAAUUUCAAGUUGGACCAUGUGAAGGAAUUGAUAUGGGUGAUCAUUUAUGGAUGGCAAGAUAUUUGUUGAAUCGUGUUUCCGAAGAUUUUGGUAUAGUUGUAUCAUUCCAUCCUAAACCAAUAAAGGGUGAUUGGAAUGGUGCUGGUUGUCACACCAACUAUUCAACUGAGGCAAUGAGAAGUGAGGGUGGCAUAGAAGCAAUCAACGAUGCUAUAGAAAAAUUGUCUUUACGUCAUAAUGAACAUAUAGCUGUUUAUGGGGAAGAUAAUGAACUACGUUUAACUGGUGCUCAUGAAACUGGUCAUAUAUCACAAUUCUCAUCUGGUGUUGCUAAUCGUGGUGCCUCCAUUCGUAUUCCUAGACAUGUUGCUGCUCAAGGUUAUGGUUACAUGGAAGAUCGUCGUCCAGCUUCAAAUAUUGAUCCUUAUCGUGUCACCCAUAUCAUAGUUGAAACUACUUUAUCAUAA